Tripterygium wilfordii is the source of this 471-nucleotide messenger RNA. RefSeq names its product agamous-like MADS-box protein AGL80. Gene Ontology annotation, molecular function: protein dimerization activity; RNA polymerase II cis-regulatory region sequence-specific DNA binding; DNA-binding transcription factor activity, RNA polymerase II-specific. NCBI's taxonomy places the organism in Eukaryota, Viridiplantae, Streptophyta, Magnoliopsida, Celastrales, Celastraceae. The record is from RefSeq and is a predicted model, not a curated record. Gene Ontology annotation, biological process: positive regulation of transcription by RNA polymerase II. The transcript is spliced from 3 exons. The coding region runs from base 1 to 471 and encodes 156 amino acids.
AUGGGUAGAAUUCCAAGGAAGAAGGUCACCUUUCACAGGAGAAAACAGAGCUUAAUGAAAAAGGCUAGUGAACUGAGUACUCUUUGUGGCAUUGAUGCCUGCGCUAUUAUCUCUAAUUCCUAUGAAGACCAGCACGAGGUUUGGCCCUCCAAUGAAGAAAUCCAGCCCAUACUGUCUCGGUUCCGCAACCUGUCGGAGAUGGAAAAGGGCAAAAACAAGGUGGAUGAUGUGAGGUUCGUUCAGCUGAGGAUCGAUAAGGCAAAAAACCAACUGCAAAAACUGUGUAAGGCUGUUAGGGAGCAGGAGAUAAUCGAUCGAUGUCAUAAUAACAAAAGCAAGAUCAGAAGCGAAAGAAUUUAUGGCGUUUUAGAAGCGCUCAGAAACCGGAGCGGAUCCGCUAGCGGAGCCGCUUCCGACUUCCGCUGUGCCAAACAGCAUAGCGGAAACAGCGGAUCCGCUAGCGCUUUAUAA